Messenger RNA from Malaya genurostris, 1074 nucleotides. RefSeq lists its product as uncharacterized. NCBI's taxonomy places the organism in Eukaryota, Metazoa, Arthropoda, Insecta, Diptera, Culicidae. The transcript has a single exon. Gene Ontology annotation, molecular function: catalytic activity. The record is from RefSeq and is a predicted model, not a curated record. The coding region runs from base 1 to 1074 and encodes 357 amino acids.
AUGGAGAUAACCCAGAUAAAUCUGAAUCAUUGUGAUACCGCACAGCAACUGUUAUGGCAGUCAAUGACAGAAACGAAGUGCGAUGUUGCGAUAAUCUCAGAGCCGUAUCAAGUUCCCCCUGAUAACGGCAACUGGGUGUCAGAUAGAACAGGAAUGGCCGCGAUACACGUCAUGGGAAGAUUCCCUAUACAGGAAGUGGUCGAGAGCGCAAGUGAAGGCUUCGUGAUUGCUAAGAUUAACGGCGUCUUUGUAUGCAGUUGCUAUACCCCUCCGAGAUGGACAGUGGAGCAGUUUAGCCAGGUGCUGGAACAAUUGACCAAUAAGCUAAUCGGACGAAAACCAGUAGUCAUAGGAGGAGACUUCAAUGCCUGGGCGGUGGAAUGGGGCAGCAGAGUAACCAAUGCAAGAGGAUACAUCCUGCAGGAAGCUUUAGCAAAGUUAGAAGUACGAUUGUGUAAUGAAGGCUCCGUUAAUACAUUUCGGAAAGACGGUAGAGAGUCGAUCAUCGACGUCACGUUCUGCAGUCCUAAUCUGGCAGCAAACAUGAAUUGGAAAGUGAGCGAGGAAUACACUCAUAGCGAUCACCAAGCGAUACACUAUCGCAUCGGCCAACGAACCCCAGUGGCGACACGGAGAAGCAUUACCGAUGGGCGAAAGUGGAAGACGAAAACCUUUAACAAGGACCUCUUUAUUGAGGCACUUCGACCGGACGGCGGCGUCGAUAAUAUCGAUGCGACCGAACUGAAAAGAAGAAUGAUGAUGGCUUGCGACACCACAAUGCUGCGAAAAUCGGAGCCAACGAAUAGCCGCCGCCCAGCUUACUGGUGGAACGAGACGCUCAGUACGUUACGAGCUGCUUGCCUCAGAGCCAGGAGGCGGGCCCAGAGAGCAAGGACAGAAACAGAAAUAGAGGAACGCAAGUCGGCUUUUCGGGAAGCCAGGUCCGCUUUCAAACUGGAGAUUAAGCGUAGCAAAUCAAAUUGCUACAAGAGACUGUGUCGAGAAGCAGACGCCAAUCCCUGGGGGGACGCAUAUCGAGUUGUGGUGGCGAAAAUUAAGGUCCGUCCACCGUAG